Messenger RNA from Cyclocybe aegerita, 375 nucleotides. Lineage: Eukaryota; Fungi; Basidiomycota; Agaricomycetes; Agaricales; Hemipholiotaceae. The record is from the annotation of a GenBank genome assembly.
AUGUUCCAGGAUCGUGCAUACCAAGGCUCUGAAUUCUUGGAGCUUCAGUGGCCUGACGGGUGGCCGAUCCAGCCAUUGUACCUCAAUGGGGGACCUUGGCUCUCACACUUUGGACACAGCAUUACUGAGUUCGCUCGCAUUUGCUGGUGUAUAACUGGCCACACGCCCAUUGGAGCGUACUACCAUCACUUCAAGAUCAAUGAGCCUCAUGGCUGCACUUGCAGGGCUGCACUGCAGUCCCACCAGCACGUCCUCUUUCGCUGCUGCGAUCAGUAUUCUGUACAUUAUCCCUGUUUUCUCAGGGAUAUUGCAUCAUUUCUGAAGCACAACCCUAUGGUGUUUGGCUUCAACUGGGACCCUUCAGGUGUUGGAUGA